Molecule: messenger RNA, 2296 nt
Organism: Triticum aestivum (bread wheat)
Lineage: Eukaryota; Viridiplantae; Streptophyta; Magnoliopsida; Poales; Poaceae
Exons: 3
Coding region: 466-1614 (382 amino acids)
Molecular function (GO): protein binding
Source: RefSeq, a predicted model, not a curated record
AUCUGACAAACCGCUAAUCUAGAGGAGUAAAUAAAUAUCUAGAGGCCAGGGACAGACUCUAGGUUCGAAACAGGAUGCUUAAGUCACUUACUAUUGUACAUCUCUUUAGGGCUAAUUAAACACAUGCCAGGGAUUUAUUCUUGCCCUGUCAAAGCCACUUUAGGCUCUCCAAAAUGUGCAGGUUAGCACAUUCUUGUUGAUGGCCGGUAAAUGAAAUUUCUAGUUGUUGAAGAAAAAAAAAAGUACUAGCUGAAGUAAAUAUCUUUCAUCAUUAGAUCCAUCCAUCAAUAUAUCCUCAAAUUGUAUUUAUUUGAUAUUGCGAAGGUUGAUGUGUUUCCAAUAAAUGGUGAACGUAAAUGUAUUUUCUAUGCAAAAAAGAUGUAAAUGUAUAUUUUUUGAAUGUGUUGACAUAUUUUGGGCGGCGACCAGCCUGCUUCCAACAUUUGGCCCAACCCAAAGAAGAACAUGCCCAACCCUAAGCAGGCAGGCACGAGCUCACUCCACUCGCUAGCCACUACCGCCUCCACAGUCCACACCACUUCGCCGGCCAUGUCAAAUCGCCGUGUCUCGCCGCCGGAGCCGUUCAUCGGCGUCAGCAUGGAGCGGUUUGAGGCCAGCCUGGAGAGCGACGGCUUCGGACCCGGGUCGCUGGGGCCCGGCAUGGACAUGGUGAGGACCGUCGUCCAAUGCUCCCUCCCCAUGCCGCCCGUCUCCCACGCCGCCCCUCUCGCGCUCGCCGGCGCGGCCUGGCUCCCCGGCGGCGCCGACCGCAUCAGCGCCCUCCCCGACCGCCUCCUCCGCGACAUCACCUCCCGCCUCCCCGCCGCGGACGGCGCGCGCACCGCGGCGCUCGCCUCGUGCUGGCGCCCCCUCUGGCGCUCGGCGCCCCUCGUCGUCGCCGACACCCACUUCCUCCCCAACGGCCGGUGGAUCCCCGGUGUCGGCGAGGAGGAUUCGCCCGGGGUCGCCGACCUCGUCACCCGCGCACCCGGGGCCCUUCCGCUGCGUCCACCUCACACGCACCACCAUGGACGCGCACCGGGGCGAGAUCGCGCGCUGGCUCGACGUCCUCGCCGCCAAGGGCGUCCAAGAGCUCGCCUUUAUCAACCGCCCGUGGCCGCUCGACAUCCGCCUCCCCGCCACGCUCUUCCGCUGCGCUGCGCCCCCCUCACCCGCCUCUUCCUCAGCGCAUGGAGGCUCCCGGACACGGCCGCCGUCCCGCGCUCCGCCGCCAUCCCCAACCUCCGGGAGCUCGGCCUCUCCCUCGUCGUCGUGGAGGACCGCGACCUCGCCUUCCUGCUCGACAGAAGCCCCGUCCUGGAUAUCCUCACCGUCAUUCUGUCACAGGUCCCGGUGCGCCUCCGCCUCGUCAGCCACAGCGUGCGCUGCGUCCAGCUCUGCUAUUCCAUCGUGGCGGAGGUCUUGGUGGACUGGUGGUGGACGCCCCUCGCCUGGAGAGCCUCUUGCAGUGGACGGGCCUCACCAGUAUGUCCCGGAGGUGCUGCAGGGUUAAGAUUGUCCAUGCGCCCAAGCUGCGUGUUAUUGGAUACCUUCAGCCAGGAGAACAUGACUUGGAGAUUGGCAACACCUCUAUCAAGGCUGGGACUAAGUUGACCACCAGCACCCUUGUCCCGAGUGUCGAGAUCCUGGCCUUGGAACUUAAAUUCCAAGUCCGCAGUGACCUCAAGAAAGUGCCUAACUUCCUCCCAUGUUUUCCCAACGUCGAGACGCUCCAUAUCCAGUCUGAAAAGGCGUGUGAGGAGCCUACCGGCAAGGUCGGUCUCAAGUUUUGGCUGGAGGGCAGUCCCAUUACGUGUAUCCGGCAGCAAAUGAAGAAGUUGAAAUGAAGUUGCUUUCCUUAAGUUCAUCGCCGAGAAGGCUCGGGUGCUGGAGAAGAUGGUGGUUGUGGUCUACUUGUCUUCGGAGGUUGACGUGAGUGCCAUGCUGAAGCCUCUGACUUGUGCAAAAUGGGCAAAUGAAGCUUGCAAACUCCAAGUAUACAAGAGCAUAUUCAGCUAUGAGUCAUGUCUGGUUUAUGGCGUCAGGCUGGCAUCAGAGGUUUUGCCCGCUGACCCUUUUGACUUGAAAGACUAUUAUGAAUUGCUGCUGUAAGGUUAAUAAUUAGUAGCAUUGUUCCUCUGUUAGAAGACAUUCUGGCAGGUACUUAGAUCUGAUUGUUAUCAGACAACUUGUAUCUAUCUAUCUGCAGUUCAGGUCAUUUCUCUAGCAAGUUGCUUCCGUGAUGUUACAUCACAAAACUUCCGUGUUCCUUGGAAUGUUGGCUGUCUUUAGCUUA